GGAACUUUCAAUAAACCCUCAAUUAUCAACUUUUUAACCACUAUAAAACCAGACCUCUUUCACUAUCAUUAGCAUCAACCAAUCCUCUCUUCCCUUUCUCAUACCACAAACAAAGAGAAUGAAGAUUUAUUAUGUUGCGGUUGUGCUGUUAGUAGUAGCUUUGUGUAGUGGUUUGCCAUCUCUAGCCAAAGUUUAUACUGUUGGAGACUCUGCUGGUUGGUCACUCAAUGUUGAUUAUACUACUUGGACUAGUGAUAAAACAUUUAAAGUUGGAGAUAGCCUUGUGUUCAACUAUGGAAGCAGUCACUCGGUAGAUGAAGUGAGUUCAGACGAUUAUGGCAGUUGCAGCGCUGGAAACACGAUUGCGUCAUACACGUCUGGCCCCACCACCAUUCCCCUAAACACCACCGGUACACAUUAUUUCAUCUGUGGUGUCAUUGGACAUUGUAGUGGUGGGAUGAAACUUUCUGUCCCAGUCACUGGAGGUGGUGGUGGGACCACCACAUCUCCAUCUGGGACAGGUGGUUCUCCGCCCACUAAGCCUACUACUCCUACUGCACCUACAGGCACAUCCACUGGGAGUGUCGUAUCUCCCAUGGUAUCAAUUGUUUUUGGUUUCGUUUCGUUGGUGUUUAAGUUCGCUCUUUAUUGAGUUAUUUAGCCAGGACAGAGGCAGUGCCGUAUCUCUCACUUGUGUUCAGAUUUUUUCUUUAUAUAUAUAUGUUAUCGCAUGUGUUGGUCGAUCAGUAAAUAAUGUAUUAGCUUGAUAUGUUGGUCUAUUAGUUUUAUUUAUAUUGUUAACUUUUGUUGAGCUCAUAGACUUAUAUUUAUCUACACUUUGAAUCC
This is a messenger RNA of Erigeron canadensis, 846 nucleotides long. Its product is annotated as blue copper protein-like. The transcript is spliced from 2 exons. The coding region runs from base 119 to 652 and encodes 177 amino acids. The record is from RefSeq and is a predicted model, not a curated record. Lineage: Eukaryota; Viridiplantae; Streptophyta; Magnoliopsida; Asterales; Asteraceae. Gene Ontology annotation, molecular function: electron transfer activity. Gene Ontology annotation, cellular component: plasma membrane.